This is a messenger RNA of Pseudopipra pipra, 3676 nucleotides long. RefSeq names its product nascent polypeptide associated complex subunit alpha (gene NACA). The transcript has 10 exons. The coding region runs from base 134 to 3562 and encodes 1142 amino acids. The record is from RefSeq and is a predicted model, not a curated record. NCBI's taxonomy places the organism in Eukaryota, Metazoa, Chordata, Aves, Passeriformes, Pipridae. Gene Ontology annotation, cellular component: cytoplasm; nascent polypeptide-associated complex. Gene Ontology annotation, biological process: protein targeting to membrane.
GCGCGGCCCUGGGGGCGGGCCGGGCCAUGUUGCCGGGCGCUCCCCCCUGCCCCGGAAGUGCCGUGCUCCCGGAAGCCGCGCUCCCUUCACGGUCUCUUUCCGCCGCCAUCUUGGGCCCCGCUCCCCGCACAAAAUGCCCGGCGAAGCCACAGAAACCGUCCCGGCCACGGAGCAGGAGCUGCCGCAGCCGCAGGCGGAGACAGCUCCAGCUGCCCCCGUUCCUGCUCCCAUCCCUGCUCCAGCUGUUCUUCAUGCUGCUCAUUCCCCACCUCUGACUCCAUCUCCAUCUGCCCAGGCUCUCCCAGCGCAGCCACCCAGCGCUGCUGCCCCGGCUCUGCUGGGCCCCCCGGCCCCCACCUCCCCCGCCGUGGUCCCGGCCGUGGCCAUCCCCGUGUUCUCUGUGCCUCCCCAGCCCCCUGCCCCAGCUUUGCCGGGCCCAGUCACCACCUCCCCUCCUCUGGCUCCGCCGUCCCCCGUGGGUUUUGCAGCCCCGGGAUCUCCAGGGCCUGCCCCAGUUAGCCCAGGAUCUCCAGGACUCCAGGCUCCGGUGUCCCCUGCUCUGGCUGCUGCUGCUGCUGCUCUCAGCUCUCCUGUGAAAGCUGCUCCUGCUGCUGUCCCUCUGAGCCCAGCAGGAGCUGCAGCCCCAGCCCCUCUCCCUACUCCUGGAGCAGCCCCGGUCCCCCUCCUGCCUCCCCCUUCCCAACCCCUUGUGGCAUCUCCCCCACCAAAAGUGUCCCCCACUUUCCUGCCUGCUCCCCCCGUGGCAGUGAGUCCCCAGAGCCCGGGCUCGCCCCCCGUUCCUGCAGCCCCUCUCGGCCCUGCCGUGUCCCCGGCAGUCCCGGUGUCUCCUGGCAGUCCUGCCUCCACCCCUCUGGCUUCUGUUCCAGCCUCUCCUCAAGCCCCAGCUCUGACUCAGUGCCCGGCCCUGGUUGGUGCCAUCUCUCCACCCGUCUUCCUGGCUGCCCCCAAGGCCCCCUUGUCACCCCCUAUCCCUCUGCUGCCGGCUGGGAUGUCCCCUGGCUGUCCUGCUGUCCCAGCCCCUGGUGCUCCAGUCUCUCCACUGGUCCCAGUUGGUCCAUCUGCUGCCAAGGCCUGUCCCGUGGGCCCUGCCCCAGUGGCCCCAGCUGUGGGGCACCUGGUCCCUCCCUCGGUGGCCAGGACCCCUCCUGGGAGCCCGGACCCUCAGGCAGCGCCCAUGGCAGCUCCUGUGGCUCCUGCCCUGGCCACACCUGCUCUGGGAGCUGCUGUGUCUCCCCCAGGGCCACCAGCUCCAACGAGUCCCCUGUUGCCACCAGCAGCUCCUGUGCCCGCUGUCCCCCCUGCCAGCUCCCUGCCUGUCCCACCAGCCAUGGCAGCUCCAGCCACCUCUCCUGCAGCCAAACCAGCUCCUACGAGCCCAGUCACCGUCCCAGCUGCCCCCUCUGUCCCUGUCCCACCAGCCAUGGCAGCUCCAGCCACCUCUCCUGCAGCCAAACCAGCUCCUACGAGCCCAGUCACCGUCCCAGCUGCCCCCUCUGUCCCUGUCCCACCAGCCAUGGCAGCUCCAGCCACCUCUCCUGCAGCCAAACCAGCUCCUACGAGCCCAGUCACCGUCCCAGCUGCCCCCUCUGUCCCUGUCCCACCAGCCAUGGCAGCUCCAGCCACCUCUUCUGCAGCCAAACCAGCUCCUAUGAGCCCGGCUGCUGCCCCUUCUGUCCCUGUCCCACCAGCUGUGGCAGCUCCACCAGCUCCAGCUGCCCCUCCUGCAGCCAAAGAGGCUCCCAAGAGCCCUGUUGCUGCCCCUGCUGUCACCCCAACUCCUGCCACACCAGCUCCAGCCACCCCACCUGCAGCCAAAACUGCUCCCAAGAGCCCUGGUGCUGCUGCCCCAGCUCCUGCCACCCCACCUCCCGCAGCUCCAGCUGCCCCCACUGCAGCCAAGGCACCCCCAAAGAGCCCUGUCGAGGCCACCCCACCUCCAGCUGCCCCUGCUGAGGCCAAGGCACCCCCAAAGAGCCCUGUCAAAGCCACCCCAGCUCCAGCUGCCUCCCCAGCAGCCAAAAAGUCUCCCAAGGGCAGCCCUGCCACUGCCCCCUCUGCUCCUGCAGCUCCAGUGCCGGCAGCUCCGUCAGCUCCAGCUGCCCCUGCUGAGGCCAAGGCACCCCCAAAGAGCCCUGCCAAAGCCACCCCACCUCCAGCUGCCUCUGCUGAGGCCAAAGGUUCCCCCAAGAGCCCUGUCAAAGCCACCCCAGCUCCAGCUGCCCCUGCUGAGGCCAAAGGUUCCCCCAAGAGCCCUGUCAAAGCCACCCCAGCUCCAGCUGCCCCUUCUGAGGCCAAGGCACCUCCAAAGAGCCCUGUCAAAGCCACCCCACCUCCAGCUGCCCCUGCUGAGGCCAAAGGUUCCCCCAAGAGCCCUGUCAAAGCCACCCCAGCUCCAGCUGCCCCUGCUGAGGCCAAAGGCUCCCCCAAGAGCCCUGCCAAAGCCACCCCUGCUCCAACUGCCCCCCCAGCAGCCAAAACACCCCCAAAGAGCCCUGUCAAAGCCACUCCUGCUCCAUCUGCUCCCCCAGCAGCCAAAGCACCCCCAAAAAGUCCUGUCGAGGCCACCCCAGCUGUGGCCAAGGCACCCCCCAAGAGCCCUGUCAAAGCCGCCCCCCCGGCAGUCCCGGCACCUGCCCCUGCAGCUCCAGGUGUUCCCGGUGCCCCCCCAAAGCCCCCUGCCCCCCAAAAAGCAGACAGCAGCCAUCCUGGCUCUGCCCCGGCAGGGAACCGCCCCCCGCCCACCCCUUCUGCUCCCCCCACAAAGAAGCAGCAGCCCCCCCCCAACAAGGUGGCCAAGGCGGCCCCUUGCCCCCCCCAAGCCAAGGCCCCCUCGAAGGCCCCGCUCGGCGCUGACGACGAGGACCUGCCGCCUCUGCUCCCCCCCGAGCCGCCCGUGCUGCUGGAGCUCUCCCCCCCCGCGGGGGUCCCGGCCCCCCCGGCGCAGCCGCUCAAGAAUGACAAGGGGUCUGGAACAGAGUCCGACAGCGAUGAAUCUGUACCAGAGCUCGAAGAGCAAGACUCCACACAGGCCACGACACAGCAGGCGCAGCUCGCGGCAGCGGCCGAAAUAGAUGAAGAACCCGUCAGCAAAGCAAAACAGAGCCGGAGCGAGAAGAAAGCUCGGAAGGCAAUGUCCAAACUGGGCCUUCGCCAGGUGACGGGAGUCACCAGGGUCACCAUCCGGAAAUCCAAGAACAUCCUGUUUGUCAUCACAAAGCCAGACGUGUACAAGAGCCCGGCGUCAGACACCUACAUUGUCUUUGGCGAGGCCAAGAUCGAAGACCUGUCCCAGCAGGCCCAGCUGGCAGCUGCCGAAAAGUUCAAAGUGCAAGGAGAACCUGUUUCAAACAUCCAGGAAAACACACAGACCCCCACCGUGCAGGAGGAGAGCGAGGAAGAGGAGGUUGACGAGACGGGUGUGGAGGUGAAAGACAUCGAGCUGGUGAUGUCGCAGGCGAACGUGUCGCGGGCGAAGGCCGUGCGAGCCCUCAAGAACAACAGCAACGACAUCGUAAACGCGAUAAUGGAGCUGACGAUGUAGCCGCCGGAGGGAGGAGCCUUUUUUGGUGUUUCAGAGAAGACUAAAAUACAGCUAAAUUUAAAAUUUGUACUAUUUCUAUCGGUUAAUAAAAGUUGUGGCUUAUUGUUGGUGAAA